Molecule: messenger RNA, 4821 nt
Organism: Nicotiana tabacum (common tobacco)
Lineage: Eukaryota; Viridiplantae; Streptophyta; Magnoliopsida; Solanales; Solanaceae
Source: RefSeq, a predicted model, not a curated record
UUCUCAGUUCGAAGGCGCUUUGGUCCAAAAACUACGAGUUAGUUCAAAAAUUGACAAAAUUCUCAGCUUCCCACUUUCAGUUCAAAUCACCCCCACAAAAAAAAUUCACUUUUAAUUUCAUCAAUUGUCUGCUAAUUAUUCCACUUUUAGUCUGAUUUGGAGUUGGAUCUUAGCUUUGGGAGUUGCUAUUUCAUUAUUGGUUGAGCUGAAUUCUUGAAUUUUUCCAAGUAAGGGAAAGUUAGGGUUUCUCAAAUUUCGGGUCUUUUCUUGGAAAAACCCUAGCCUAUUAGUUCAAGCUAGUAAUUUGAGUUGUGGGUUUUGGGAGAUUUUACGGAUUAUUGAAGAUUUGAAGCUAAUUGCUGUGUUAUUGAAGUUUUUGCUAUGCUGUUUAUAGUAAAGAUGGGGUUAUAGUUUGAAUUUGGUGAAUUUUAUUGGAAAAGCCCUAGCUUUUUAGUCCAACACAGUAAUUUGAGUUGUGGGUUUGGGAAAUUUUAUGGGUUCUUGUAGAUUGAAGCUAAUUGUUGUGUGUUAUUGAAGUUUUUGUUAUGUUGUUUAUAGUAAAGAUGGGGUUUUCUUUGGUUGUAGGUUUUUCAGGUCCUGAUUGAGAUUUGGGAAAAAAGUUAGGGUUUUUGGAUUUGGAGUUAGGGUUGUAUAAUAGGGUGUUUGUGGAUUCUAUUUGUGUAUGUGUAGAAGAAGAAUUUGAAGUUCUUUUGGAGAAAUGUUUUACUCACAGUUCAUAUUGGCCAAAAAGGGGCCUUUGGGAACCAUAUGGAUUGCAGCACAUCUGGAGAGGAAACUUAGGAAGAAUCAAGUUGCUGAUACUGAUAUUGGCGUUUCCGUAGACUCAAUCCUUUUUCCUGAAGUGCCAAUUGCAUUGCGGUUAUCUAGCCAUCUUCUGCUUGGAGUUGUGAGGAUAUAUUCUCGAAAGGUGGGUUACCUAUUCGACGAUUGCAGUGAGGCUUUGCUAAAAGUCAAGCAAGCUUUUCGCUCCACCGCUGUGGAUUUACCACCUGAAGAAUCUAAGGCUCCUUAUCACUCAAUCACCUUGCCAGAGACUUUUGAACUUGAUGAUUUUGAAUUGCCAGACAAUGACACUUUUCAGGGUAAUUAUGUGGACCAUCAUGUUAGUUCAAGGGAGCAGAUUACACUACAAGAUAACAUGGAGGGCGUGGUUUACUCAACUUCAAAGUUUGGAUUGGAUGAGAGAUUUGGGGAUGGUGACACUUCUGGUUUAGACCUUGAUGAGGAAUUAUUUAUGGACAAGGUUGCUGCUGCUGGAGAUCCUAGUGUGAGUGCUGAUCCUCUAGCAUCCGUUGAACCAAUGACACCACUCAAACAAGAAGAACACCAUGAAGAGAUGGCUGCAAAUUCCGAGAGCAUGGUUGAUGGAGUUGAUGGCGAUGCUGAUUUCAUGGAUCAUGCUCCAUGCACUCCUGGGUUGGCGGAAGAACCGAACUUGUCUAACAUUCAGGAAACAUCAGCAUGCGAGGACCAUCUAGGACUGGAAGAUCGUCAUUUAACGGAAUAUGCUGUAAAAGGAAAUUCAGAGAAUCUCUCUUGUGAAAAUAACGUGAAUAAUGGGAGUGAACUUCUAGAAAAUCAGGCACUAACUGAUGGCUCUAAUGCUGAUAAUGUUCUCUUCAUGGCUCCUGAGGAGAAUGGUUACCAUUUAGGCAACACGUGUGACAAACAACUGGCGCCGGAUGGUCAGAUGCCUCCAAGUGAAGUUGCAAUUGAUCCUGUGACGUCAAGUGACCCCCCUGUAGCAUCUGGACCAUCCUCUGCUGCUGUUCAUCAGGCUAAUUCAAAAUCAUCUGCACGAGAAUGUGCAGAUGAGAUUAUUGCUGCAUCUGAUUGUCAAACAAAUGAGAGGAACACACAGUGCAUGCUUUCUGGCAUGGACAAGGUUGAUGUAUCUACCCCUGGUGGCUUCCACGACGACGCUCCACUUCCAAAUGGAAUUAGUACCACAAAAGUUGGCCAUGAUGUUUCUGCUUUAAGUAGCAUUGGCCAGCCUGUUCCUGAAGAUAUUUCACCUAGUAAUCAGAGAUCACCUGAGGCAGUCUCAAAUAACGUUGCAAUUCCAGGAAAUUUGGAUGCUGGUGAAUCCCAAGAUAUAACUUGCUUAGAGACACCAAAGACUGUUGAUUGUCUGGAACAAAGUGUUUUUGCUGAAGAUGCCAUUGGUGCCCAGGUCCAUGUUCUGAGUCGAUGUAAUGCUGCUCAACUUGAUGCAUCGAUGUCUAGGUCUGAGCAUGUUAUUAAUCAUGAGCCACUAUCUACUUUUUCGGGUUUCCACCCACCAGAAACUUCUAAAGAGGAGGAAUCACAUGUUUCAGGUGAUUUAGAACAAAUUUCAAAAGAGAACCCCGUGCAAGAACCUGUAUCGUGCGAAGACAUUUUAAAAGAAUCUAACAAAUCAACUAAUCAAGCGGAUACUGUCGUUCUAGAAGAUCGCCUCGUGGAAAUUAUGAGCGGUUCAGCUGCUUCUGCCUUGCCACCUCCUGAAAAGAUUCUAUCAAUGCCAGGAGGGCUUGUUGAUUUACCUCGGAGUAUUUUUUCAGAGGCUACACCGGAUUACUUGGCGGGGAUCGAUGAAGCAUAUGCUAGUGGUAAAUUCAUUUCAGGAAGGAAGCGCAGUUACACUGAGAGCACACUAACAGAACAGAGUCUCAACUCAGUUGAAUCUUCAAGGAUGGUCCGUUCCAAAAUGACUGCAGGAUUUAUUCCUGAUGAUGAUGAUUUGCUUUCUUCUAUCCUAGCUGGAAGAAGAUCUUCAGCACUGAAGCUUAAGCCUACUCCUCCACCUUCUGAGAAAACAUCAAGCAAACGUCCUCGAUCUGCUGCCCGAAUGAGUGCCAGUAAAAGGAGGAAUGUUCUUAUGGAUGAUAUCAUGGUCUUGCACGGAGAUAUGAUAAGACAACAGUUGAUACAUGCCGGGGACAUACGCCGCAUAAGGAAGAAAGCUCCUUGCACACAUGCUGAAAUCGCAGCAAUCAAGAAGCAGUUGUUGGAAGAUGAAAUUUUCAAAGAAGCGGUAUUAACUGAUAUGUCAGUGGAAUUGGCUUCUUUACAUAAGCAAAAAUUUGACUUGAGUACAGUUAAGGUCUCUUCUAGUGAUGUUAGCUGUUCUCAUACUGGGAUGGCGGUUGACCCACAGCUAACUGCUGUGUAUGCUGAAAAUUCCAUCUCAAAUUUGAAGGAACAGCAUCAACAGGUAACUGCUGAGUAUGCUGAAAACCCCAUCUCAAAUUUGGAGCAACAACAUCAACAGAUAACUGCUGAGUAUGCUGAAAAUCCCAUCUCGAAUUUGGACGAACAACGUGCCAUGGUGUUCAAUGAACCACAUGUUGAAAGAGAUAGUGGAAUAGAAGGAAGCAAUGAAUGGUAUGUAGCUAGAGAUGAUAGCAUAUUAGGAGCUGUUGAGGCUACUGUUCCAACUGAGAACAAGGAAGUUGAUGAGCAUGGCCGACAUUUAAAUAGUGAUGCCUCUCAACUGCGGCUGGACACCAUCACUGAUGCUGCGGUGCCCAAUGACUUUAAUCUUGAACCUUCAGACAAUGCAGCAGAAGUAGGACCACAGGGAACUUGCCUUUCAGGUUUUCAGGCAGCUGAAGCAACAAAUAUCGCCUCUGCUGCUGAAGAAUUAUUUUCAUGUCAUAAUAAUGGCGGGUUAGGUGGCGAUGGUGAUGUAAUAGCAGGUCUACCUCUGGACGAUUCGUUUAAUGAGUCUGGAAAGGAAGAUGCUUUUAUUUUAGCGGAAGUAUCUUGUGGGCCACCUAAUCAUACACUGGCUGCUCAAGUUGAUAAGGCUCUGGAAAAUUUGAACGAUGAAAACCUAGUGGAUGGUAGUGAGUGGCCAGAAAACAACUGCUUUACUUCUGAAGCUGGAACUGGAACUGAAAAUAUGAUAGGCAAUGCAGUUCUACUGGAUGCUGCCCAAGACAGUGCUACAGCUAAAGAUGCAACUAAUGUAGAAAAUAUUGUAGCAGAGAAUGACAACCAGAGCUUUGCUGAUAAUGUUAUAGGAACUGACCAACCUAACAGGGAUAUUGUAUAUGAAGAAAUGGAUUAUAUGCUGGAUCAUUCCAUAGGAGCUGGACAAUAUCCAUGUAAAGAAGAAGAUUUCUCCUACAAUACGGUGGCUGCAGAUUUCUCUGAUGCCAAUCGGGGGGACCUUAAUGAUCUAGAUUAUUCAGCUGCUGGAGAUGAUACAGGGUUUUUGAACUUCGAUGAUGAUGAUGAAGAAGCCGAGGCAGUUGAUGAUUAUGUACCUGAUGCUGAUGUCACCCGUAUCACCGAGAACAGUGGAUGGUCUUCUCGUACUAGGGCUGUUUCCAAGUACCUCCAAACCUUGUUUAUUAAGGAAUCUGAGCGUGGGAGGAAAUCUCUCUCCAUGGACAGUCUGUUAGUUGGUAAAACGCGAAAGGAGGCGUCGAGGAUGUUUUUUGAAGCUUUGGUUCUUAAAACAAGAGAUUACGUCCAUGUAGAGCAAGUGAUACCCUUUGACGAUGUCACAAUAAAGCCACGAAUGCAGCUUAUGAAAUCGGACUUUUGAAUCUGAUACGUUUGGUAGGGUAUAACAUAAAAAGUUGGUAAACAGAAAUAUGUAUUUGUAGUAGUUAGUCAUUGGGUCUGUUUGUGGUCUACUCUUGCUAUAGUUCAUUCUUUACAGUCAUGUUUUGAUGGUCAAUGUAGUUAGGUUUUUACUUGGCUGGCAGAGUAGAUCAUUUGACAGGGGUGUUUGUUGCACUCUGUACAAUAUAGAUCUUAUUUAUAUGUAAAUAUCCUGUAUAAUAUUUGGCCAUGGUUCUGUUCUAA